Molecule: messenger RNA, 8396 nt
Organism: Oncorhynchus masou masou (cherry salmon)
Lineage: Eukaryota; Metazoa; Chordata; Actinopteri; Salmoniformes; Salmonidae
Gene: snx33
Product: sorting nexin 33
Exons: 2
Coding region: 1242-2918 (558 amino acids)
Biological process (GO): plasma membrane tubulation; endosomal transport; endocytosis
Cellular component (GO): cytoplasmic vesicle; plasma membrane
Molecular function (GO): phosphatidylinositol binding; protein binding
Source: RefSeq, a predicted model, not a curated record
UGUCCAGCGUCAUGGAAAUAGUUACUUUGUUACAGAACGUGUAGGAAUAACCUCCAAGAAGUAGUCUAUGCUUUGCUUUAAUCGCAGACCCCAAUAAUUUGCUAAUAAUGGUUAAUCUUUUUUGUAUUAAAGGAAACAGAUCAAGAUACACAAGAACCUGUUUAGCGGGGGAAGUGGAGCAAGUCCAAGGAAUGUCGAUCAAGACCAGAAUGCACUAGUCUGAGAUAUCAUUACUCAUCUCACUCGGCGCUGAAUGGUUUCUUCCACCCGGGGCACUUUGUCUUUGUGCUGGAAACAAAAUAUUUUGACAAUGUUUGACCAGGUCGGUGGGAUGUACAGCAAGUCUGUGUUCGAGGACCUUAUCACACGCAAGGAUAACAAUCAAACUAUUCUUCAGGAUUACAACGAAUAGACGAAUGUUUGCAAUUGCUUCUUGGUGAAAACGAGUUUUCGGGUGAACCGGUAUGUCAUUGCUGGGGUGAUGCAUGGACUGAGGAGUUACAAGUUGCGAUAGCCCACAAGUUUAAUUGCAGUUUCAAGUAUCGAAGGUAAAGCUUGGAUAUCCUCAAUAGAAACAAAGAAAACGUUUAGGCUAAUGGCACAUAAGGCUAUCGAUAGGAAUAUGGUAUUGAUGUAGUAGGCAGUUGGUGCAUGGCAUUAAGCAAUUUAUCCAGUUUGCAAUUGAUAUUUGCAGUAAGAAUACCAAAGUAAAUAGCCCAUAUUCCUUGUUAAUAAUUGUAUGUGUACAGGAAUGGAUUCUCACAACCACUGAAAACCAUUUGCAAUUCGAUGUUACUGCUUUUGUAUGCAGUCCACAGGCCUACUAAAAAGAUUGACAAGAUUCUUGGCACAGUAUAGAAAACAACCCCAGCAUUUGUGUAAUCGAGUCGUAGAUAUACCCAGCUUGAUACUGCACUAGCUGUUUUUUUGGGGAGUUAAACCAGUUAUAGCACUAAGGUUAUUAUCGUGUUAUAGUGCAUGAGCACAGAUCAGUGUUUAUGCUAUUUGACAGUUGUGGCGUUCCAGCACAAUACCAUUAGAUUUAAAUAACUCUUUCACACCAUCCCUUAUUGAUUCAAACAAGUGUUGGGUGACUACAGUUGAAAUGAGCUGAAAUAGUAGGGCUAUAGUUCAACAAUUUAGACAUCACCUAUUUGUGUGUUAAAAUGUUGUGCUCAAGGGUAGCAGCAUCACAAUGAUUUUAGGCAGCGUGUGCAUAUGAUUUUCAUCAGAGAGUCAAAAUGUCGAUGAAAGGCAAGGCACUCUACACUUUCCAAAGUGAAAACAAAGAGGAGAUCAGCAUACAGGAGAAUGAGGAACUGGUUAUCUUUGACGAUAACUCUGUAGAUGGCUGGUUACAAGGGGAGAACAGUAAAGGACAGAGAGGUCUCUUCCCAGCCUCUUAUGUGGAAGUAAUCCGCCCUCGUUCCAACUCAAACUUGACAGACUGCUCCAUAAGCCCGGUGGGUUCUCCAGGCAAUGACUCCUCAUAUUUCCCCUCUGCCCCAAACACGCCCUUUCACAUGCAACAAGGUUACUAUGACGACGAUGAUGAUGACUGGGAUGAUUGGGAUGACAGUUCCACAGUGGUGGACGAUGAUGGCCGCAGUGGCGCAAAUGGACAUUCCCAUCAGAGCCCCCACUCCAACAACCCCAAUGUCCACUAUCGAGCCAAACCUUACAUGGAGAGGCAGGACAGCAUCUCCAGCUCGCGGAAGGGCAGUAUGGUGGGCAGGAACUUGAACCGAUUCUCCAGCUUUGUCCGCUCAGGGGUGGAAGCUUUUGUGUUGGGCGAUGUGCCCAUGAACGCUAAGAUAGCGGAGUCGUACACCAUUGAGAUGGGCCCCAAAGGGCCUCAAUGGAAAGAAAGCCCCACACCUUUCUCUUGCUCCAUCGAGGACCCUACCAAGCAGACCAAGUUCAAAGGCAUCAAGACCUACAUAUCGUACCGAGUGACCCCAAGCCACAAUGCGAGGCCUGUGUACCGGCGUUACAAGCACUUCGACUGGUUGUACAACCGUCUACUGCACAAGUUCACCGUCAUCUCCGUGCCCCACCUGCCCGAGAAACAGGCAACAGGGCGCUUCGAAGAGGACUUCAUCGAGAAGCGCAAGAGGCGGCUGAUCCUCUGGAUGGACCACAUGACUAGCCACCCGGUCCUGUCACAGUACGAGGGCUUCGAGCACUUCCUCAUGUGCGCCGACGACAAGCAGUGGAAGCUGGGCAAAAGGCGGGCAGAGAAGGACGAGAUGAUGGGCGCCAACUUCAUGCUCACCUUCCAGAUCCCAAAUGAGCACCAGGACCUGCAGGACGUGGAGGAACGUGUGGACUCCUUCAAGUCCUUCGCCAAGAAAAUGGAUGACAGCGUCAUGCAGCUUACACAUGUGGCCUCAGAACUGGUGCGGAAGCACCUCGGAGGUUUCCGGAAGGAAUUUCAGCGGCUGGGGAAUGCCUUCCAGAACGUCAGUCAGGCUUUCAUGCUGGACCCCCCCCACUGCUCGGACGGCCUCAACACCGCCAUCUCCCACACGGGACGUACUUACGAAAACAUUGGGGAAAUGUUUGCGGAGCAACCUAAGUAUGACCUCUUCCACAUGCUGGACAAACUGUCACUCUACCAGGGCCUACUCGCCAACUUCCCGGACAUUAUUCAUCUACAGAAAGGUGCAUUCGCCAAGGUCAAAGAGAGUCAGCGGAUGAGCGACGAAGGGAAAAUGGACCAGGAAGAGGCAGACGGAGUGCGUAAACGCUGCCGGACAGUGGGAUUUGCUCUACAGGCUGAGAUGAACCACUUCCACCAGCGUCGAGAGGUGGACUUCAAGGAGAUGAUGCAGGCCUACAUCAAACAGCAGAUCGCCUUCUACCAGCGCGUGGGCCAACAGCUGGAGCGUACCCUGCACAUGUACGACAACCUGUAGAGGCUGGGCUUGUCAUCAGCCCUGACGUUAUCCUUUUGAUCCAAAAUGGCCGCCCAGUUCAACGGGGCCUCUUCAGGGGUUGUCAAAAAUCCUAUUGGAAACCGAGACAUCCCACUGGACACACACUGGUUGUUUAAAUGUCAUUUGUCAAUGUAUUGUGACGUGGAAAAGACAUUGGAUUUGAACAAAUUUUUCAUCAUUGAAAUUAGGGUAAAACUUCAACUUAACUACAGAGACUUAACCUGAUUAACAAGUUGUUACAUCAGUCUAAUUUCAACAUAAUCAUCAUAACAAUUAAAUACGUGGAAAUUGCAUUGAAAAUUCCACGUAGAAAUGUAAAAAAUCUUCAACUUUGGGUGGUUGAAAUGAAGUUUAAUUUCAUAUUUGAUUAGACAUAUGUUAUUUGAACUGUUCAAUGCUGAUAGUAAAAUGGUAUGUUUGAUGUUUGAAUCAACAUAAUUUUUUCAACGUCAUGCCAUCAACCUAAAUAGAUGUAUAUUGAAAUAAAAUGGUAAGCCACAGUCCCAACGAUUCCUGCCUGAACAUUGACACCUACGGAGAGGUAAUGCACUUCAGUGAAACAAGUCUACCAUACAGAUAGAUGCCUUCCUCUAUGUACCCUGCUUAGCUUGAGAAACAAGCUGUGUUCAAUUCAGCUGGCCUAUCAUGUCAACACAGUUAGACAUUGGUCAGCUUCCAUACACUUUUGCAUAGACUACCUAAAUACCAUUGAAUAGUUGAAAGUAACUCCUCUAACUUUUCUUACACUAGCUGUAUGUGAAAGUAAGUUUGGAGUGAGGUUGGGUUUAUUAUGUAAGCUACAUUGACAUCUGAUUUUCCCAAAGACCACCAUCAUUUCAACGUUAGGUAUACUGUCAUUCGACUAUGGCUGAUUGGAUCUUUAGAAGUAUAGAAGUAGUUACCAUUAGCCUUAUAAUUAGGAUGCUGAAUUUACCUCUUCAUGAUGACAUGAAGUUGAAACUGACGUUGAUUCAAACAUACAAUUUUACUAGGUGAAAUGAAAUAUGUCUAAUCAAAUAUAAAAUUAUAUCCUUAAGAAAGCUACCCUUAAGAAAAAUAUAGUUUACUUAACUAAGGUUACUUUGAAAAAGUAGUUCAAUAUAUCAAAAGUACAUCAUUCAGAAAAAUGAUUGUAUGUAAAUUUGAAAUGUCAUAGACUACAAAUUGCAAGAACAGUUCACUUUGGGGUCAUACAUUAAUGGAAUAUGUAAUUUUAAUAGAAUAUGUAAGUUUCAAGUGAGAAUUUGGCAGGUCUGAUGCCGAAAACCCCCCAAAAUAUUUCACACUUCACCCAUAUAUAUAUAUUUUUUUUUUGACUAGUUCAACUACCACCUAGCUUCUUCAAAUGUAGUUAAAUUACUAGUUGAACUUCAUGUAGUUUGCUACUCCCCAACACAAAAUAUCAACCAGUUUCAUACACUUAGUGUACAAAACAUUAGGAACACCUGGUCUUUCCAUUACAUAGACUGACCAGGUGAAAGCUAUGAUCACUUGUUCACUCCACUUCAAUCAGUGCAAAUGAAGGGGAGGAGACAGGUUAAAGAAGGAUUUUUAAACCUUGAGACAAUUGAGACAUGGAUUGUGUUUGUGUGCCAUUCCAAGAGUGAAUGGGCAAGACAAAAGAUUUAAGUGCCUUUGAAAGGGGUAUGGUAGUAGGUGCCAGACACACUGGUUUGUGUCAAGAAUUUAGGGUAAAAAGGAGGGGGCGAUAUAGCUCCAAUAUUAGGUAGGUAUCCCUAAUGUUUUGUACACUUAACCUGGAUGAACAUAGGAUUUUUAUAUAUAUAUAUAUAUAUAUAUAUAUAUAUAUAUAUAUAUAUAUAUAUAUAGUACGUUUAUAUGUGGAAUUUCCAAUGCAUUUUCAACAUAUACGUAGUUCUGAUGAUUAUGUUGAAAUUAGAUUGAUGUAUCAAUCUGUUAUUCAGGUCAAGUCAUUGUAUUGAAGUUGAAGUUUUACCCUCAUUUCAAUCAUUACAACGCUGGUUGAAAUGAGAUGAAAUCAGUACUGUUUGAUUACUUUUUGUAUUUUCCACAUUGAUUCCACGUCACAAUACGUUGACAAAUGGUAUUGAAACAAUGUUGAUUUAACCAGUGUGUGCCCAGCGGGAUGGCUGCAAGCUGGAAAAGUUUAUCUGUUUAUUCUCUUUCUUCAUGGUGGACCAUGAUAGUCACACAAACCCUGGCUUGAAAGAAGAGAGGGGUUGCUGAGGUUGCGUCCUUAUAAAGAUGACUUUCUGCUUAUUUUGACUUGAAUAUGGGCCAAGUGGUUCAUAGACUUGGACAGAAAGAGGGCAUGUUCUUGAAGAGGCUGGAGAAGCCAGUUUGUGCACUUCACGUAAUAGUCACUUUCCAGGCUGAAAUUCAAAGUCUAAAUUCUUUGUUUCAAGGGACUUACACCAUUGUCUUCUUCAUAAAGCCAACAAUUUUGCUAUGUUAUGACCAACAUUGUUUUGUUGUUGUAUACAAUACCAUCUAUUUAAGGUGUUUGCAACAAAUCUUAAUACGUCAAUUGAUAGGUGGAAUUUAAGAAUUCUCUGUAGAGGUUCAAAGAUAGGCAUGUGUAGCCUUAAGCAGACGGUAGGAGCUGAACCCUUUUCGUGUACUGUAUGAAAACCCUGACAGAGUCCAUGCCAUCUCCUCCCGUUGUUUCUCAGAGUAAGGGCUUGAAUGCUCAGGUGUUCACUGCAAACGUGUUACCUGAAUGUAUCUUCUUGAGCUCUCCGUACAAGCCAUGACUGUGCCAGAUGGAGGCUUUCAGAGUUCCAAGAGGCAGCAGCUGCACUACAUGGCUUAAGAGAAUUAACAUCAUGGAAUUAAUGUUACUUUUUCCCGUGGUCCCUAUCAGUGCCUUGAAGGAGCAGAGGUAUUUUAGUGUGAUUUUCUAAACAAAUGUCUUCACCUGCUUCUUUGCCCAUUUGAGGAGAAGCAGGCCUUUGGAAUCAGUUGUGCUCCAGUUGAGUUUGCACAGGAGCUUUGCACCCGCCGAUCAUGGUGUGUGUGCGUGCAUGCCUCCGUGCGAUUGUAAAUCGUUGGGUUAUUGAUAGACUCCUUGUUCUUUCUGUUGCAACAAACGUUUGGCCAGCAGUCUUGAAGUUGGAAGUCCUUAAUGUUACAGUAAGUGUAAACAAGGAGUAAUCACCCCUCUUAUUUGAGAAACAAUGUUGACUUUGAACAUAGUGUUCUUCUCUGAGCUGAAUCAUUACCGCACCAAUUUCAGUGUUGAUUACCAAAUAAUUGAAGUUGUUCCAGUCAUAUAACACAUGUAUUUUAAUAGGAGCCACCUUGUGAGACUUUAUAGAGAUCUGUGGUUUGUUUGAGCUAUCUUUAGAACUAUUAUGAAUCUAAGAGGUUAAGACGGAGACACUGCUUCUCAGUGAAAGCAUUGCCUCAAGAACAGUCAAGUAAAUGAUUAAAUACAGAGCACUAACUUGUUCACAAUUAAGGCGUUGCUUUGAAUAGUUACUUGAGUUAACGGUCCAUUCACAUGCUUUAAUUGGCUUUCCCCAAGUACCGUUAAAUAAUACAGUACUCUACUCAGGGUUUUUAUUCUGAUGAUGGAAUAUUGAAGUAUAAAUGUCUCGCACAGACCCCAAAGAGUUCUCCUGACAUGUAUUUCCAUUCACUUCAAUUUGACAGGACAAAAACCAAUCACCAAAAAAACAAUACUAUAAGUUAUUGGAUGAUGUUUUUUUCCCAGUAAUGCUUGAGACCAUAGUUUGAGUAAAUAAACCAAGACUGCCCUGCCAUUACCUUUUAAGUAAACCACAAAAGUCUGACUCUGUCUAUGACUCAGUACUGAGUGUUGUCUCAAUGGCUGGUCCACUUCCAACGUACAUUCCAGGGUAGAUGUUAAAACCAGGUGUUUCACAACACUUCUUGUGAAAUGUCCUCAUCUUCUCGCCUGUUUUUUUUUAUUUUUAUUACACAAAGACCAAAGUAUCAUUAUUUAGCACUCAGUAUGAAAUGAAAGGGUCUCUCCAAUAAAUAGCUGACCAUACAUAGGAGGUGGUCGAGUGUUGGCUGUCUUCAAUGGUUUUCUUAUUCAUACGGUCACAUUUUGAGGAGAUGGGUCUGACAUCCUCUGUGGAAAGAGACUAACAGGGCAAAAGGAGAAGGAAUAUUCAGGAGAAAAGGACUGGAAAUGAUUCCAUGUGAACUGUUACUCACCGACCCUGACUGACACUGGCAGUGCAAACGGUAAUGUAAGGACAUGUUGACGAACUGUAUGGCUGGUGGAAGGACACUCACAUGAGUCUGACAUGGAUGAUUCGGGCUUAACGAGUAUGUGUGAGAAUGAGACUGGGACUGGCAUGAUGAGACCUAAGGUUCUGUUAUAUUUUCCUAUAUUGAAAUACACACUGUCUUAGGAUUUUGGCACAAGGAACGAUGUCACUAAGGGAGGCUCUGAAAGGCUUAAUAAAAGCGAUCAUGCUGAUUCUGAUCUUUAAUGUUGUUUAUCUAUCUUUGUACGUGGAGCAGUGAGUUAAUGUUGCCUUAGGGAAAGAUGGGGGGUGCUUUCUGGAGCCUUCAGAAUAUAUGGUAUGAAUACACACUAUACAAAUUGUAUUACUAAAUUGCUGGGUAAAAGACACAAAAAGGCACGUAUGCUAUUAGCACAAUGAUAUUUGACAUCACAUAAUAUGGAUAUUUUUCCAGCUUUAACUGGGAAACUACCGCAACGAGUCAAACUCCCUCUACGCAAACUUGUAAAAAAAAUAUUGAGAAGGAGAUUUUAUGUUUUUUUUUACGAGUCUGCAUAGAGGGAGUUUGAUUUUUUGCAGUAGUUUCCCAGUCAAAGCUGAAAAUAUACAUUUUAUGUCAGCAAGUAUUCUCAUAGAAUUCCUAUGGCAUAUGCGUUGAAUGGUCCAUUUAUGUCAGAACCAAAUACAUUUAAACUCAGUUUUUUUCACAAUUCCUGACAUUUAAUCCAAGUACAAAUUCUCUGUCUUAGGUCAGUUAGGAUCACCACUUCAUUUUAAGAGUGUGAAAUGUCAGAAUAAUAGUAAAGAGAAUGAUUUAUUUCAGCUUCUUUCAUCACAUUCCCAGUGGGUCAGAAGUUUACAAACACUCAAUUAGUAUUUUGUAGCUUUGCCUUUAAAUUGUUUAACUUGGGUCUGUCACGACUUACGCCGAAGUCGGUCUCUCUCCUUGUUCGGGCGGCAAAUCGGCGGUCGAUGUCACCGGUCUUCUAGCCAUCGCCCAUCCACCUUUCAUUUUCCAUUUGUUUUGUCUUUUCUUCCCACACACCUGGUUUCAAUUCCAUCAUUACAUGUUGUGUAUUUAACCCUCUGUUCCCCCCAUGUCCUUGUCCAGAAUUGGUUAUUGUAGUGCUUGUGCACGUCAUGCUGAUGUGUAACGGGUUUUGUUUACCCAUUGAUUUAUUGUUCUGUUUACGGUGGUUUUGUUUAUUAAACUGCGUCAGGGGUGCGUCAGGGGUGCAUUCAGUCCUCCACUUCA